GCCCGCUCGCCCGCCCGCUCCGCUCCGCUCCCGCUCGCUCUCUCUGCUGCUGCCAGUUGCUGCGAGAGCGUCGAGGGGAGAGCACACGUCGCCCGUUGCUCCGAGCCAAACCGGCGCACGAGACGUAACUUCGCCGUCCAUUUUCGCGUGCCGACCCGUCUAAGUGUUCAACGACGUGCUGCCCAACUCCCUUCUCCCCUCUUCCGUCGGAGUGAUUCUCACACCGACACCCAUCGUCAUCAUCCUCAUCUUCUAGCCGUGUAGCUUCUGGAAUUUCAGUGCCAGUGUGUGUUGUGCUGUGUUCAAAAAGUGCCUGUUGUGAUGAUGGUGAAAAGUUAAAGUGCCAAGUGAGCCAGGUCGUUGAAGUCUCAAGAGCCGCCUGUGUCCGCGUGUGUGUUGUCUCCUUCGUGCUGCAAACAUGAAGGUGUUUAUCGUAGCCCUCGUCCUGGCGGCGUGCUCCUCCGCCAUGUCCGCGGCGGUUGCCAGCGCCUCCUCAUCGUCGUCCUCGGACCAGCCGGAGGACAUCGGGUCGCCGUUGACGGUGGCCCAGUGCCGGGCGCAGUGCUUGCAAAGGUUCACGAGCACGGAGCGGCCCACCCAGUGCCUGCAGUCCCCCGACUGCUACAUGUGUUGGGAGAACUGUCAACUCCUGCAGUCCAACUUCCCCGUCUGGGGCGCCAUGUGCAACGAGAAGAGCCUCUGUUUCCCCGGCUGCCAGCAGGCCUGCGCCUUCCACCGCCGCUCGCGGCCGCACCGCCAGCAGCAGGCCGUGGUGCUGACGGGCGGGCACGCCGCCGUGCGCACCCAGAGCGGGCGCGCGUCGUGGCCCGCCCCCGCGCCCGCCGCCGGCACGGCCUCGCGACCGGCCCCGCUCGUCUACGUGGUCAUGAGGAGAACCACCCAGCCCGCUUGGACGCAGGUCGCACAGACGGUGGACCUGAGCGCGCGCCUGCCCGAGGACAUGGUGGUCGCCCGUCACACCCUCCGCGUCCUGGUCGUCGGGCCCGACGGCCUGCAGACCAUCUACAGCCCCGAGGAGGCCGCCACCCCCGCGCCCGCCACCACCGCCGCCAGCACCACCGCCCCUAGCACCGCCGCUCCCGUCCUGCCGACGGCCACCCCCGCCCCCGGGGGAGCCGCCCUGAGGCGCAUCAACACCGCUAUCAAGGCCGCCCUGCCGGGUCGCCCGCAUAACCAGUGUUAUGCACGUUGA
This is a messenger RNA of Frankliniella occidentalis (western flower thrips), 1213 nucleotides long. RefSeq lists its product as uncharacterized. Bases 419 to 1213 code for a protein of 264 amino acids. The record is from RefSeq and is a predicted model, not a curated record. The transcript is spliced from 6 exons. NCBI's taxonomy places the organism in Eukaryota, Metazoa, Arthropoda, Insecta, Thysanoptera, Thripidae.